AGAGCCAGCAGCAGCAGGAACACAUACACACACAGCAGCCAGCAGCACUGCCUGGGAUCUGUGGGGCUGAAUCAUGGGACACACACCUCUCCCUGCCAGGUAGGAUGUACCUGGUGAUAUCGGGGUGACAGGUGCACCCCCAGCCAGCAUGGGGAGGCUGGUCAUUUGAGGGAGGCUUGGAAUAGGGAAUAGCCAUCCCAGGUCCUUCCUUCUUCCUGGCCAGUUUACACCAGGAAUAGAGCUGUGCACAGCCCAGCAGGUAGAGCAGAGCCUGCAGAUCCAGGUGAAGCCAUGGAUGAAAACAAGCCGACCAAAGAGAAGGACCACGGUUCCAAAAAGCUGUUCAGGAGCAGGUCCCUGAAGUCUGUGGGACAUUUCAUGCAGAGGAUACUGAGAACUUUGAGCAGUUUGUCCCACCUUGGGGAUGGGGAGAGGGGCAACCAGGACCUGGAGGACGAUGAUGGGGGCUUCAGGCGGAAAGCCCACCCUGGGGACGGGAUGAGGUCCACGCAGGAGGAUUAUAGGUUUGUCCAAGGGGGUGACAGCAAUAACAACCUGGGUAAGGCUCAGGUGCCGGCCAGGUGCCAGGAGAGGUCCUCCUGGAGCUCAGACGAGAAGGUUCCUGGUGUCCAGGGGCUGAAGAACCACGGGAAUACCUGCUUCAUGAAUGCUGUGGUUCAGUGCUUGAGUAACACUGACCUGCUGGCUGAGUACCUGGGGAUGGAGCAGUAUAGAGCAGAACUGAGCAGGACUAAGGAGCAUGAAGUUGUACAGAGGGAGUCAGCGGAAGAGACCUCAGCUGCUGCUGGCAGGGGGGAGGUCACUGAGAGACUGGCAUCCCUGGUCAGGGGGCUCUGGACGUUAGAGUACACCCCUCAGCUCUCUGUGGAGUUUAAGAACGUUGUCGCCAAGUAUGGCUCCCAGUUUCGGGGGAAUUCUCAACACGAUGCCUUAGAGUUUCUUCUGUGGCUGCUGGAUAGAGUCCAUGAAGACCUCAACUCCUCUUCUGCCCAGAAAUCGAAGACCUCAGCCAAGCUUUCUGUUACUGAUCACAGUAUGAUGAACUCCUCGCCUUCCUCACAGACAGACGGGGAACAUAGCUUUGUACAAGAGCACUUUCAAGCCAAGUACAGAUCUUCACUAACCUGUCCGCACUGCCACAAGCAGAGUGACACAUUUGACCCUUUCCUUUGUGUUUCCUUGCCCAUCCCACUUCGACAGACCAGGGCCCUGAAUGUCACUUUAGUUUUCCAAACCAAGAAGCAACGGUUUCUGCGCAUUGGCCUUGCUGUGCCCCUGUUUGGUACAAUUGCAUCUCUACGUCAGAUGGUGGCUGACGAGGGCAAGGUGCCUUCAGAUCAGGUGAUACUGGUGGAGUUAUAUGCCAGCGGAUUCCAAAGAUCUUUCUCAGAUGACGAAGACCUGAACACAAUUGCUGAAGGAGAUCCAGUCUAUGCCUUCCAGGUUCCCCUGCCAUUACCCAAAGUAUCUGGCACUUGUAGAACAGGGUAUCCUCACAGCCUUCCUUCUUCCCCACGCUGCCUUGAUCCAGACGCACCAAGGUUACCUGGAGGAGGUUCUGUGUCUUCAGAGUUCCUGGCUAACAGCUCUAAACUGCUGCUGCUUUUCUGCAAUGUGGACGGUGUAGGUCAGCAGGCCAUUAGGUUUGGUCCCCCAAUGGUGUUGAGGGAAGAUAGGACAAUGUCUUGGGAUCAACUGGAGCAAAGCAUCAUGGGAAAGAUUCAAUAUUUGCUGAGGAACAAUGCACAUCCUACUAGUGGAGGAGUUUUCUUCCAUAUUCGAGUUGUGGGGGCACCGGCGAGUAGCUGCUAUUUGUCAGCCAAGGAUGCACGGCCUCUCCAGCACCCAGCUGUAAGCAGGGCUCUGCAACUCUGUGGAACAGGAGGGCCACCCCAUGUAAAGCUGGCAAUAGAAUGGGACCCUAAAACAAAAGAGCGACUGUUCGGGAAUAUACAGGAAGAAGUAGUGCAGGAUGAUGAAUCUGUGAGGAAUCAGCAACUGGACCACCAGCAGCAGAGCUGUACACUGGACGAGUGCUUUCAGCUGUACACCAAGGAAGAACAGCUGGCUCCAGAUGAUGCCUGGAGGUGCCCCCACUGCAAAGUGUUGCAGCAGGGAACAGUCAAGCUAAGUCUGUGGACUCUCCCGGACAUCCUCAUCAUCCAUCUUAAAAGGUUUCGGCAAGUUGGCGGCCGCAGGAACAAACUAUCUACACUGGUCAGGUUCCCGCUGGCUGGGAUGGACAUGGCAGCCCAUGUGGUCAAGGGAGGCCCCUUAGGACAGUGGUCAUCAUGGAAGCAGCCACCUUACCAGAUGGAGAAUAGGCAGCUGGAUGCACUGUAUGAUUUAUAUGCAGUUUGCAAUCAUCAUGGCAGUUUGCAAGGAGGACACUACACAGCCUACUGCAGAAAUUCUCUGGAUGCCCGGUGGUACAGCUAUGAUGACAGCAAUGUGGAACGUGUUCUUGAGGAUGAGGUCUGUACACGAGGGGCCUAUCUCCUGUUUUACCAGAAGCGAAAUGCGAUUCCAGCCUGGUCAGCAAGCAGCUCAGUUAAAGGUUCCACAAGUUCUUCCAUGUCUGAUCAUUGGGUUCUCAGGCUGAGCGGAAGUAAGAGGGAAAGUCUGGUGUCUCGUGCAACCACCAGCUGUACCCCUCUACCACAAGCACUAGACUCCACAGUCUUCCUAGAUAAGGAGCUGAACCCACAGAAAGGUUACAAUGGUUCAAAAUCUUUUGCCCGGGGAGUAAAGGGGCGAAGUGCGAGUAUGAAAGUGUCCUCCGCUACGAAGCUGAAGCUAAGUAUAAGUAAGGCAAUGCCUCUCCGGUGGUCAUUUGGCUCAAAGGAUAGACCAAAACGUGAGACUGGUGAGCUAGUGGAAUACUUGGAAUCAGGACGUCGGCCAAAGUUCACUAGUGAGUCCAUUGUGCCGUUGAUGACUAGUGUUACCAAUUUAGAAAAGUCACCCAGUGGACCCCUGCCAAAGCUAAACCAUAUGAAUGUCCAUGGUGCCAAUGGAAAUGGUUCUACAAGUGGUCACUCAAAAUGUUUCUCCAAGACAGACACCUUACGUGGUAAGCCAAAAGAGAAGAUUAAUCUCCAGGAAAGUACUGUAUUGGCAGGAAAAGGAGAUGGGCAUUCACAAUCAAAACACAAAGGGAGGAUGUCAAGUGGAGACGGAACAACCAGAGUAAACCUAUCAGCUGCUGACAAUAUUGAAAAAGUGAAAGCGUCAUCUGGUAAAAAGGAAGACCACAACCAAAAAUACCUUACAAAAAAUGGAGAUAAUACCAAGAUGAGAUCUUCUGAAGAGGGACAACAGGAGGGAAAGUCAACAAAGUUGAAGACAAGUUUACUGAAAAAAGAACCUAGGAAACAGACUGGAUCUGAUAACUCUAGCACCACUGAGCUCCACAAUGGCAUUUCACGGACUUCUUUAUCCAACGGGGUUUUGGUUGAUGUGAGGACUAGUGGCACAAUACCACGUCGUCAAAAAGAGGACCUCAAAAGCAACAAAUCUCCGACGGAUAUCAGACGAGCUCAUAGCUCAUCAAAUGUACAGAAUAAAGCUGAGUGUACUUUGAAGAGGUCUACUUCCCUAUAUAAGAAUGGAAGUGCAUCCCACCAACCCACCAGACAGGUAGCAGCAGAAACAACAUCUUCAAGUACACUGCAAAGAACAAAAUACCAAACUUCCUCCCUAGGCAGAAAAAAAACUGUGCCGGAGUCUAGCUUCUAGGAUGGAUCUUAUCACUGAGGGCCUUGACUCUUAGAAUAGUUUUAUAAUAUGUAUAUUUUUGAAGUUAAAGACUACCACUGUUAGACUACAAACAUUAAGAUUAUGGCACCUGGGUUGUGGUAUCAGAUUUUACACAAUACGCUAUUCAUUUUUUAUCAUACAUAUACUGUAUAGUGCAUAUUGCAUUAGUUCUCAAAGUGCCAUAUAUAGAUAAAAUACCUCUUGCUGAAGAUCUCACCAUAACAAAAGUUAAUCAGGUACUGGACUUUAUGAAGAUACCAUACUUAACGUAAAAUUUAACUAUUGAUGGGUAAGUUGUGGAAAAAUAAAUAUGACCCUAUCUGAAGAUGAGGGUUGGAUACUGUUACCUAAUUUACUCUAUACUAUAUAUUUCUAGGGGUUGGGGGGGGAAAUCACCUUUUCUACAGGGUGCAAACUUACAUUAUAGACAGGACUACAUAUGGUUACUGUAACAUCGCCACCUAAUGGACUAUUUGGAAACUGUAUGGGAUUGUUGUCCAAAUAAAUCUGUGCUGGCCAAAACUGGGCGCUGAUUCAGAUAUGUAUGCAAACCUAACCGUUGCGUACAAAUCAGAUGGUUAGUGGUCUCUGCAUCCACAAGACUCGUAGUGCGCAUGUGCAAAACUGGUCUUGUGAUAUCGCUCUCAGCUACCCCCUUAGCUGCAGGCAUGAUUGACAUGCUGAGGCGUUGCGGGGGCGACAAUCUGUACCAUUCUUCAAAAUGAGGGUGUGUCACUACCCAUUUUGUAGGGCCUGUAUCGUCUGAUGUAGACUUCCUGGACCGAGCUGUCCGGAUGUUACUGCCAGUCUGAGUAAGCUUCAGCUUACGCAGACUGACCGUGGUCUGCUACCAUCACAAACAAUGGUCACGAUGUAGAUCUAAUGCUGCAUCCUCAGAUGCAGCAUUCUUGCAAAUGCAUGCAGGAGGCAUCUAUCUCCUACAGACGUCUCCUGCUGCAUUUGCAUUUUAAUUGUACGGAAUUGCACAACUGCUCAGGCCCCUAGUACUCUGGAACCUAUAACAGUUCAUGUUGUCCAGAUCUUCCAGAUCUUUGCUGGAACCUUGUUAAGUAUAGAAAAUGGUGAGAGUCCCAAAGGAGCAGCCUCUACAGAAGUUCUGUUAUCUGAAAGGAAUGGGAUCAAGUCUCAUUGAUAUUUGAAGUAGAAAACAAUUUAAACCUAGGUUAUUUUAUUUAAAAAACAAGGCAGAAAGAAUGAGAACAAAAAAGCACUUAAUUAGUGGAAAUAUGUAGGGAGCAUGGUAGAUUGAGUCAGCCUUUUGCCUCUGAGGGAAAAGAAUAUGUUCACCUGACUUUGUCACUGACCACUCCAGUACUUGCCCUGCUAUUAUUCACUAAUAUUUAGGAAAAUGUAAUAGCAAACUUCAAUGGUAUUAUGUGAAGGGUACAAAACAUGUACCACGCAGAAUCACAAACUUUAAAAAGCUUUAAAGAAAUAUUGUAAUAUUACAGAAAAUAAAAUUGAAAAAGACUUAGGGGUCUAUUUACUAAGCUUUGGAUGGAGAUAAAGUACCAGCCAACCAGUUCCUAACUGUCAUUUUUCAGCCUGCGACCUGGCAGUUAAGAGCUGAUUGGUUGGUACUUUAUCUCCUUCCACUUUAUCUCUUUCCAAGGCUUAGUACACAGGUUCUCAAACUCGGUCCUCAGGACCCCACACAGUUCAUGUUUUGCAGGUCACCUGUAGAUUUUUAAAAUGUGACAGUUGGUGAUACACAGUGCAGCUGCUGGGUGACAUGGAAAACGUGAACCGAGGACCGAGUUUGAGAACCUCUGGCUUGUUAAAAGGGAAUCAGUACAAAAUCCCGCUGGACGGGAUCCCGGCGGUCGGAAUACUGACACCGGAAUCCCGACCAGCACAAUCCCAACAGGGGUGGCGAGCGGCACUAAUUUAUUCUCCCUCUAUGGGUGUUGUGGACACCCACGGAGGGAGAAUAUGUCGGGAUUGUGCCGGUCGGGAUUCCGGUGUCGGUAUUACGACCGCCGGGAUUCCGGCCGGCGGGAUCUUGACCGCAUCCCGUAAAAAGACCCCUUAGAGGUCUGUUUACUUAGUUUUGGAGAAAGAUUAAAUACCAAUCAAUUAUCUCUGAACUGCCAUUUUUCAAAAACGGCCUUUAACAUGGCAGUUAGGAGCUGGUAGGUUAGUUCUUUAUCUCUCACCACUUUAUCGCUCUCCGAGGCUUUGUAAAUAGACCCCUUAAAUCAGUGGUCGCCAACCCUGGUCCUCGAGAGCUACCAACAGUUCACGUUUUCCAGCUCACCUGGUAGAUGCACAUGUGCAGUUAUUACUAACUGUCACAUUUUAAAAGAGGAGACCUGGAAAACGUGCACUGUUGUUAGCUCUUGAGGACCACGGUUGGCUACCCCUGCCUUCAACAUUUUCCUCAGUGUUCAUUUUUCAUUACUUUCCCAACAACUUUUUCCAGUAUGACAUAAGUACUAUAAAUCUACCAUAAGAAAUAGCAAAAAAUAGUCUGAGGUAAAAUUCAUGUUCAUUGAAGUGGAAUCAUUAUUUAUACAUAAGAGGCAGCCAUUUUUUUCUGAGAAUGUGGCCCAUGAAUUCACUACAAAUGAUAAGGGUCACUGAGAAAUAUCGAGGUUCUAGUAAAAGUAUUAGAUUGUUUAUUAAUCCAGUCCAGAAAAUUACACCCUACACUAUUUGUGGGUCAUCCCAGAGAAUGAAGAAGCGUCUGAUUCUGUAUAUCCUGUGAUAACAGGGUGUACCAGUGUUUGGAGGUGAAUGCCAUUGGACAGAUUUUGCACACACAUUCACUCUUCAGCCCCUCAGGUGCCAGGAUGUUUUUUUAGCGCAACCGCUAUUGAUUGAUUGAUUGAUUGAUUGAUUGAUUGGUUUUCUGUUUUAUAUUCAUGAUGUUAUAAAAAGUUGUUUUUGACAUGUUUGCACUGUAUGAAGUGGAUUUAUCCUCUCAAAAUAAGGUUUUUACAGAUAGUUAUAAUAAAAAUGCAUUUUUAAUUGUUUAGAAUUGAAUAUAUUUAGAAAAUUAAACCAACAUUAAUGAGAAUGCAGCCUAUCGAUUCACCUGGAACCAUUUAGGACUAGCAAAUGAAUAGAUUGAUCAGGAUGCAUUUAGCUAGUGGGAUGCCAGCGGUCAUGUGACCGACACCACUCGGGAGACCGGCGCUGGAAGAUCGACAGCCGCCAUCCCGAAGAUAAGUAUAGGGGGGGACUUUUAGGGCUAGGGCCGGGGGUUAGGAGGGGUUAGCCCUAACCGCCACCUCCCAAGGGUUAGCCCUAGUCGCCACCCCCGAAGGGUUGGGGUAUGGGCAGUGGUGCCAAGGGAUAAGGGAGGGUGGAUACAAAUUACCCGGGCUGCUGGGGGGAGCUCGGGUCUGAUAUCCAAAACCCCCAGCAAUAUCUUGUGCCAGAGUCUUUGCUCUCUAGUGGCCAGGGUCAUUUUCCCAAAUAUUACUGGUAAAAUGGAGCUGGCCGUAGAGGAGGGACCCACUUCCUGAUAAAGGAAGCGCCCGGCCGCACAAUUAUAUUCGUAUAUUGAUAUUUUAAUAGUAAAGGGUGUUGCCUCACCCCUUUUAAGCCAUGCCUCCCUUUACCUGUUGUUCUGCGUGGCUCUCUAUUGCCCUGGAUGGGGGGAGGGUGAUGUAAAAAUACUUCCCCCCCCCCCCCCAACAUGGGGCUCUUCAAGGUUGGGAUGCCGGUGUCGGUCUUGUGACCACUGGCAUCCAACAACUGGAUAUCAUACUGAAGUCGGCCUGAUUAUUAGGCAGUGCCCACAAAUGGCUGCCUAUACUGUUUGUAGGCAACAUGUACAUUUUAACACUGCAAUGUAUUUUAUUUUUUGUUCUGAUUCUCAUCCAAUAAAGCAGAACUGGACAACCUUCGGCUCUCCAGCUGUUGUUAAACUACAAGUCCCAGCAUGUCCUGCCAUAGGUUUGCUAUUAGGGAAUGUUAAAACUGUGGCAGGGCUUGCUGGGAUGUGUAGUUUCACAAAAGCUGGAGAAUCACAGGUUGGCCAGGCCUGCUCUAAAGCAUGUUGCUUUCUGUGGAGAAGUUUCAGAAAAUAAUCCUCUUCGACAGUAGCAGCAAUGCAAACUAUACAAUCACACUAAACCCAAUUUCAGGAGGGAGCAUCAUAGACAUAUAAGAAGUAUUUUAAAAAGUGAUGUAUUGUUUUUUAGCCCCAAAAUUAGUUGUGGUGUUCACAGAGGAAGCAAGAAAUGUUGGGGGAUAUCAUAUUAGCAGCUGUACUUUGCUGCUACUAAUACGAUCGCUGAGGGCUAUGCUAUUAGCCCCAGUGCCGGAGUCCUUUCCCUUCCUCAAUGCCAGUACUUAUCAGGGAUUAGGCAUGCAAAGUAUAAUACCUGAUAUGCAGCCGCGAAAAAAACACAUGGGAUAGGCACUUAUCCCCGAUCCCAUUUGUUAUCAUGCAAUUGCGGGUCCAGGUUCAGCCUCUAAUUGGAUACCGCGAUAAUGCCAUCGCUCAUUAAUCGUGAUAUUCAGCUGUUUUUUUUUAACGGUCGAAAUUGUAUCAGGGCUAAUAGGGUACCGCCCUUUGUGGUUAAACCAACGCUCAUUACAACAUUACCUAAGGGAAAUUUUUCCAGAGGAGGUCAGUGGUUUCCAAUGAACUGAUCGGCUGCAAUUGCGUGAUUUAUUUGUUCAUCCCACAGAUUUGUUGUCUGUUCUGUGUUCAGGCAAUGGGUGCACCUUAAUGUUCUCCAGAGAUGAAGGAUUUUGGGAAAAGACAAUGCAAAUGAAUCCACAUGUGUGUACUGCAUUUUCUAAUGUCCUGAAACUACAAAGCAAAUCUCUCACAACUUGGGAGUGAAGUAUAAAUUGUAUUUAUUAAACCUGUAAAAAGUGGAUGGUUUUAUAUAUAAAUAUAUAUAUAAUACACUAUGACUAAAAGCCUUGUAAUGGCAGCUAUUUUGGUAAGAGACAAAUAAACUUUACCAGAUUUUUUAUUAUGAACUGCUAUGCAAUAAUUAAUUCUUCAUUGAUUUUUUUUGUAUCUGUAUUUCUAUUUUAUCUGUUUCUUAAUUAAAAGAAUGAAGUGUCCAAAA
Pseudophryne corroboree (corroboree frog) is the source of this 8837-nucleotide messenger RNA. It is a transcript of the gene USP43, whose product is annotated as ubiquitin specific peptidase 43. Bases 292 to 3759 code for a protein of 1155 amino acids. Gene Ontology annotation, molecular function: cysteine-type deubiquitinase activity. The record is from RefSeq and is a predicted model, not a curated record. The transcript has 15 exons. NCBI's taxonomy places the organism in Eukaryota, Metazoa, Chordata, Amphibia, Anura, Myobatrachidae. Gene Ontology annotation, biological process: protein deubiquitination.